AUGAACAGCACUCUUUAUCCUCAUAGGGGCUUUAUGCUCGACACGGGUCGAAAGUUUUUCCCCGUCAAAGCCAUUCUCAGUUUGUUAGCCGUCCUCCAUCAGUACAACUUCAAUGUCUUCCAUUGGCAUAUCUAUGAUGCAGAAAGCUUCCCCAUGCUCUGGCCCGCCGACGGGGGGUUAACAAAUGCGAGUAUAAAAUACAGUGGCUCCUCGCAAUUCUAUAGUCCUGAGGACAUUCACAAGGUGGUCACCCAAGCACAAAGCUUGGGCAUCCUUGUUUAUCCUGAGACAGAUAUGCCUGGUCACAGCGACAUUUGGGGAAAAUGGAAAAAGAAUCUAGUAGUUGGCAAAGUAGACCUAAAAAACCCGGAUGCUCAACUGGACAUUAGACCGCAACGACAAGAAACCUACAACCUGGUAGCUGAUCUCGUUUCCACCACUGACAAAUACUUCGGGUCUCCCCUCCAUCACUUUGGUGCCGACGAAGUCGCGUAUAUGUGGAACACUCAAGACGACAACAAAUUGUUCAACAACUUUCUCAAUUGGCUCCAAACUCUGUGCCCGACCAAGUCAAUCAUCCUAUGGGAUGACCCUCUCACCGAUGAGGAAAAACGUAUAAAGCUCUCCAAGGACUGGAUUAUCCAAACCUGGCACAACGGUGUUACCAAAGGAGUGCUCAAGAAGGGACAUCGGGUGAUUAUUUCGGAAUCCAACACCUUCUACAUCGGUAACGCAGAUAGCGACAAGAUUUCCUCUUUCGCUUUUCCAGAUAACCCCAACGUCUUGGGGUAUGAGGUUGUCUGGUUCACUUCUGAAGAUGAUGACCCAUACGACUUUCGCAAAAGCUGGGUCAUGGAGCCAAUCAAGGCUGCAGCAAAGAUUCGCCGACGCAAGAAGAAUUGA
Messenger RNA from Fusarium pseudograminearum CS3096, 903 nucleotides. RefSeq lists its product as uncharacterized. Gene Ontology annotation, biological process: carbohydrate metabolic process; glycosaminoglycan metabolic process; ganglioside catabolic process. NCBI's taxonomy places the organism in Eukaryota, Fungi, Ascomycota, Sordariomycetes, Hypocreales, Nectriaceae. The transcript has 2 exons. Gene Ontology annotation, cellular component: membrane. Gene Ontology annotation, molecular function: beta-N-acetylhexosaminidase activity. Bases 1 to 903 code for a protein of 300 amino acids. The record is from RefSeq and is a predicted model, not a curated record.